Molecule: messenger RNA, 307 nt
Organism: Cetraspora pellucida
Lineage: Eukaryota; Fungi; Glomeromycota; Glomeromycetes; Diversisporales; Gigasporaceae
Source: the annotation of a GenBank genome assembly
CUGAAAAAGCCAAUAAUUUCUUAUAAGCAAAUAAUUAAAACUGACACAGCUUUAGUUCGUUCUGACUUGGCUCUUGCUUAUCAAGAUUUUGGAUAUAAUGCAUUGCUAAUUAGCAAGUAUUAUGGCUUUUAUGAAAGCGCAUCCUAUACGCAAAAUGAUGGUUAUGCGAUGGUUAAAGGUAUCUUUAAGCACAAGAACAAUGACAGCAAUUAUUACUUGUUUGUUUAUGUUAAUUGGUUUGAAGAUACAUCGAGAAAACACAUAAAAGUAAAUUGUCCAAUAUUUGUUCUUCAUCAAGAUACUUCAU